This is a messenger RNA of Zootoca vivipara (common lizard), 11414 nucleotides long. The record is from RefSeq and is a predicted model, not a curated record. NCBI's taxonomy places the organism in Eukaryota, Metazoa, Chordata, Lepidosauria, Squamata, Lacertidae.
GCGGGGGGGUCGGGGAGAGCGAGGGGGAGCCGGCCGGGCGGGAGCCGAGGAAGCGCAGAUUGCCAGGAGGUCGGCUGAACUUUGAAGCCCCGCCGCUUUCCGCGAUUGCUGUCACAGCGGCGGCGGCGGGUUUUAUUUCUCGAGCCCCAACCCCGCCCGCUAGAGGCGGCUGAGGGCGGGAACAAACUUUGUCCCGCGCUGGCGAAGCCCUCCCUGCACUCCUCGUGCCUUUGGGGUGUGAAGGAGGCUCGGGGUCGAGCGGGAUCCAGGAAGAGACGGAGCGGGGCUCUGCGGGUUCGUCCCGCGCUCUUCCCUCGUUUGCUUUCUCUGCCUGAAGCAGAACUAAAACUAUCCUCUCAAGUCUCAGCCGUUCAAAGCCUAGGAUUUAAAUGUUUGACCUGAUUUGAGUAAGGAACAACAUUUCCCUCUUUCUCGGUCGGAGGCACUGGGAAUGUUUGGAGCUUGAGAUAGUAUCCUGGUCACAGUGAAAAGGUGCUCCAGUGCUAAGAAAACGGUCUUUGUUGGAGUAAUAGGUCUUAAUAUCAUACUUUGAUUUUAGUUGAUCCGCGUUUGAGGGGGAGAGCCCCCCCAAAUUCAUAUUAGCUGCUCAGAAUAAAAUGAUUUUUGCGGUUAGUGCACAAAUUACUUGCUUGAGAAAAAUUUCUUUUUACUACUUGUCCUACAAGUACAUCUGAUGUGACACAGGUAUUACCUGUUUGGAUAAUAAUAAUAUGCACUGUCUUGUGUAGGCGUAUGUCUGGAUAGAGAGGAAUCUGAUGCCUUGUAGAUGUUUUGACUAGAUAGUUUUUGGAACUCUUCUGGAUCAAAAAGUCUAUUCAGUAUUAUUCUAUAUAUGUGUAUCUAGGAUUAGUUUAAUGUAUGAAAACAAAGAGCAAAGUAUACUCCCAUGUUUAAAUUUCUGAUCUAUAUUUUUGUAAUGCUAGAUAUACAGGCUGAUGAUAUAAAAUCCCUUGAGUAUUGAAAGUGGUUUUAUGUUUAUAUAGCCUCAGUGGUCUCUACCAUGAAAAAGAAAUCAAGCCCUUUUGUAACUAUUCUGCUUCGGCAAAUCAGGUAUUUUGAUUACAGUACUGUAUGUACAAAUGCUUAAAAAUCUGGAUGCACAAAACUCAGUUUCUGGUAAGUCUGCAGUCCUAUGUAUUUACCCUUACUUGGAAUAAACUCCAUGAAACAGUAGGGUUUGCUUCUGAAUAAAUAUGUAUGGGAUUGGACUGCUUGUCUCAUUGAAUGUACAAAUCCUUAAUUCACAAAACUAAGUAGCUUUCUUCUGCAGACAUUCAAUAUUAAUUUCAUGCUAACUGAUAGAAACGAUAGCAAAAAUCACAGUAGGUAGAGACAUUCCCAUGUAAUACAUUGAUAGAUCAACAUAGCUAUGUGUGUGUUGUCUUUUCAACUUGGUAGUUUUACUUUAGAGUGGGAGCCAUGUGGAUAAAUGUAUUGUAAGUGAACCAAGCCUGCAGUUUCAUUUAUGUUAUUGACAAAGUUAAUCACAGUAGAAUUCCAACACAAGUUGUGAAAUGAGAACCCUUCUAUUAUGCAGUAGGGAGAAAGGAAACACAACUUAAGGAUUAACAGCUUUUCCAGUAGAGAGAGGGAGAACCAAUAUUUGUUCCAAUACCUCUACAUUUUGUUCUGAAGCAUGGGCAGAUUUCAGAGGCAUCAAAAUACUAGGCCCAGAAAAAGCAAUAUUGAGACAAAAAAACCCACAAAAAAGUUUCAGCAAAUAUUGUGUUAAUAUAUUGACAGUUAUUUAUUUUGCUAUUUUUAUAUUCCACUUGUCCUUUUGAAUGCUCAGAAGCCACAUGUAUGUGGUUUUCAAUAGUUUCCCGCCAGGUGUUGCUCAGGUCCACACAUGCCAAAGAUUCAAGCAAAAUAUAUGAUUAGACAACCUCCGCCCACCAACUUUCUUAUUAAAAGAUCGGGUGUGAUCACAAAUUUUGAGUUGUGCUUUCCUUCCCUCACUAACAAAAAAAAAAUACAAAUUUAAACUGGCUAACAGUGCCAUGGAAUUAAAUGAGACUUACUGUCCAAUCCUAACUCAAUUGUAGUACUUAUUCCUAAAUAUGUGGGGUUAGAAUUGCAGCCUUAAACUGCCUUAGCAUGAUCUAUUAAAACUUGUGUUUUUUCUUUUACUUUGAUGCAGCUGCAAUAGCUGUGAUACUUAAACUGGCCGGGCUGUAAUUAACAGCAUCUUCCUGCAUCUCUUUGGAGUAAAUAAACAAAAAGAACUUAAAUUGUUUAAGAUAAUAUUUUUCUCAAACAUUUCCCAUUAUGGCUAUUUAUAUGGAAGGAAUUAGCUAAACACACUUGUUUUCCUGGAUUGUGUUUGGUCAACCAAAUUAAUAGCAGUGCCGAACUACAUAUUUGUCCUAUCACAGCUGCUGCAGUGCUGUUAGCCAUGGUUACAAAGUUGAGUGUUACACAUGACAUUGACAUAAGUCCAGUAUCUCAUGAUUCUGCAGGAUGACAGAAUUCUGCUUCCUGGGAAUGUAUUUGAAUUUGAAAUAAAGUGAGUUCCCUGUCCUUACUCCUGCAAAGUUACUUACAGUGGUCCCUCGACUUAGAAACUUAAUCCGUUCCGAAUGCACAUUCGUAGGUCGAAAAGUUCGUAAGUCGAAAAGCGGUUUCCCAUAGGAAAAAAAUAUUCAGAAAAAUUCGUAACUCGAGGAAACUGCAUUUAAAACCACCAACGGUUUCCGUUCAGAUGUAGAAAAAUUUGUAAGCGUGCGGCCAUUUGUCCCGUUCAUAAGUCGAAAACUUUGGAUGUCGAGUAAUUCGUAAGUCGAGGGACCACUGUAAAAGUGUGUUGCAAGGCCUGAUGAAACCUUAUUUACCGUAGCCACCUGUCCGGCUUUUCAGUUGUCCAGCGGUGGGAGGUGCAGUUUUUAAAAAUAGAUCUUUGCCUCUCAAUAUCCAGGGGAAUAGAAUAAAUGUGUCAGAUUGCAUGAUAUUUCAUUUUGGCUCAAUUUGCAUAGUAUCAACAGACUUUAACACUUGGCUUUUCUUGAUGCACAAUUCCUCUUGCAAUGCAGGAGAUACAUUGUUCCAGCUUUAUUAAUGCUUCUCCCUCUUUCAGCUUGGAGAGGUCAGUUGGUGAGGCAGUACCACAAAGAUGCACUCCUGAUACUUACUGAGUUAGUAGUGGGAGGUCAGGGCUGUGCAGGCAUACUGGUGGAACCAAUCCAGCACUCCCUCUGAUGUACUUGCAGAGCCUUGACCUCACUGUUGCUCCUGCCCCACAGCAGCGGUGAUGCUCAUGUUGGCAAUGUCUCUCUGCAGUACAGACUUGGAGGAAAUGUGUGGUGGCACCAUUCAGGAUACCUUUUCCAGUUUUAAAAAGGAAGGAGAAAGCUGCAAUGCCUGUUGUAGGUGUGGAAAAAGCACCAUGAUGGCAGGGAAGGAGAUAUGAGAAGGGAGAUUGUGGGGAGCCAGUGGGUGAGGGUGGAGAGGUGGGAGGAAGAUUUAAUUAACUACUUGCCAGAGUGAUAACAGGCCUGUUCUGGUUCUGAUUGUGUCAUGCUUGGAUUCAUGUCGAUUUCAGGGAAGUCCUAGGGAAAAUUCAUUGAAGGUCAUUGCUGGCUCUUAGUCAAUAUGCCAAACCAGUACUGAAGGCUUAUUAACUUUGCUGCUGCAUUUUUCUGGAAGUUUAUCACCUCACUUCUGUAAUGGCUGUUUUUUCAUGAAGCAUCUAAUAAUAAUUACAAUGUAACGGUAUUGAGAUUGUUUUGCAAGUCAGAUUUUGUAAAUUAUUUUCAAGGCACUAUUGUACAAAACAUCCGUAUUGAGAUAUAAGUUUUAAGAAAUAUGAAAUGUUGAGCUGUAAUAGUCUGAAAUUCAUAGAGCCUCUUAUGCUGUGUCUUAUAAUUAAAUUGGUUAUUGCUGCCAUAAAGGAUACAGUUUGGGAAAGAAUAAUGAAUGCAAAAGAUCUGAUUAAACCUUUUUGCAUUUAUUUAAAAUUUCCGUGUAUAAAAUUGCUUGCGAAAUUUAUUGCCCCUUAUAACAGUUUUGUUGCCUGUAUUAUAGUUUACCAGUAUUUUUAUGAUAUAAAUACAGUUUAUAAGCUGGUGGUUUUGGCUCUUGUGGGUGUAAUGGUUGUAUGUCCUUUGCAUAGCUGCCAAGUUUCCCCUUUUCUCGCGAGGAAGCCUAUUCAGCAUAAGGGAAAAUCCCUUUAAAAAAGGGAUAACUUGGCAGCUAUGCCUUUGAUUCAGUAUUGGUGGAAUAGGAGCAAUGGAGCUGACCACAUACGUACAGUAGUUGCUUCUAUUACAUUUAACUUGUGUACCACAAUUUCAAAUUUUAUUUUUAUUUACUUAGACUUUUAACUCCAUCCCCGAAAUCUCAAGACAAGUAGAGAAACAAGUUAUAAAAGUACUAUCAAAAUAAACAUGUUGCUGCUCUUUCCAGUUUUCUAUGCUACAUCAAAUGACUUUGCAUCAUUCAUUAAGAAAAGAUGAAAAGGAGUAUGCAUUGAAGCAGAUUGAAGGUACAGGGAUAUCCAUGUCGGCAUGUAGAGAAAUAGCACUUUUGCGAGAACUGAAGCACCCUAAUGUGAUUGCAUUACAGAAAGUUUUCCUUUCCCAUAGUGACAGAAAAGUGUGGCUGCUGUUUGAUUAUGCCGAACAUGAUUUGUGGCAUAUUAUCAAGUUCCAUCGUGCCUCAAAAGCAAACAAGAAACCCAUGCAGUUGCCAAGAUCUAUGGUGAAAUCACUACUUUAUCAGAUUCUUGAUGGAAUUCAUUAUCUGCACGCAAAUUGGGUUCUUCACAGAGACUUAAAACCAGCAAAUAUUCUGGUAAUGGGAGAAGGUCCUGAAAGAGGAAGAGUUAAAAUUGCUGAUAUGGGCUUUGCACGGUUAUUCAACUCACCUCUUAAGCCACUCGCAGAUCUGGAUCCAGUUGUGGUGACGUUCUGGUACAGAGCCCCAGAAUUGUUACUUGGUGCAAGGCACUACACAAAGGCCAUUGAUAUAUGGGCCAUUGGCUGCAUAUUUGCUGAGCUAUUGACUUCAGAACCUAUCUUCCACUGUCGUCAGGAAGACAUCAAAACAAGCAACCCUUUUCAUCAUGAUCAACUUGAUCGCAUAUUCAGUGUAAUGGGAUUUCCUGCAGACAAAGACUGGGAAGACAUUAGGAAGAUGCCAGAAUAUCCUACACUUCAAAAGGACUUUAGGAGAACGACGUAUGCCAAUAGUAGCCUCAUAAAAUAUAUGGAAAAACACAAAGUUAAGCCUGAUAGCAAAGUAUUUCUUUUGCUUCAAAAACUUCUCACUAUGGAUCCUACAAAAAGAAUUACCUCAGAGCAAGCUUUGCAGGAUCCCUACUUCCAGGAGGACCCACUGCCUACGUCAGAUGUUUUUGCUGGCUGCCAGAUUCCUUACCCAAAACGAGAAUUUCUCAAUGAGGAUGAACCUGAGGAGAAGGGGGAUAAGAAUCAACAGCAGCAGAACCAACAUCAGCAACAAACAGCACCUCAGCAGCAAGCAGCACCUCAGCAGCAACAGAACAGCACCCAGACAAAUGGAACUACAGGGGGAGGUGGAGCAGGAGGUGGCGGUACUGGGGCAGGUCUCCAGCACAACCAGGACUCCAGUCUCAACCAGGUGCCUCCAAAUAAGAAACCACGCAUAGGGCCUUCAGGCACUAAUUCAGGCGGGCCUGUCAUACCUUCGGAUUAUCAGCACUCCAGUUCACGCCUGAGUUACCAAAGCAACAUUCAGGGAUCUUCUCAGUCCCAGAGUACAAUGGGCUAUUCUACAUCAUCUCAGCAGAGCUCUCAGUACCAUCAGUCUCAUCAGUCGCACCGUUACUGAGGAGAGCGCAUGGACGGUGUUAAAAAGGAAUGAACUAGCAGUUGGUGGACUCCAGCAAUAUGAAGUUCAUAACCAUGAGAAGAACCAAAAAUGCAAAACUGUGAUGCAGAUUUUAAAGUUAACCAUUAUAAAAGGAGAACUUUUAUUAACUAAUUGUUUUGAGACAAGAGACCUUUUUAUCCUUUUUUUUUUGCCAUAAAGGAGAUUCUUGUGAAGUUUCCCCUCAGCUUGCUUUCGCAUGCGUUCCAUUGUGGUUAUUCGAAUGAAACCGUCUGAUCCGAACCCAGCACUUAAACUUCUUUAACCUAUGGAAUUUUUGAAGGAUUCCUGGUGCACCUUUCUUGUGUUGUAGUAAUUGCCACAAAUCUUAUCUUUUUCAAAUCCCUUUACCAGGAUUUUAAAGUUUUGAAACGUUGAACUCCCAGGCUUUUCAAGCUUGUAUAUAGUUAGUUUUUUACUAGGCAAACCCAUUUAGCUAUACAGGUAUAAUGCACCUUUUAAAAGCACUAUGUUAUUUUCACAGGAUAUUACUGUUUUGCUCAUGGAUGUCAAGAACAGCAGAUUUUACUGUUCCAGAGUAUUUUAUUAUUCCCUUUUUUAUUAGUCUAGUUUUCAGAUGAGGUCUUUAAAAAAAAAGAAGAAGAAAAAUAUACAACCCAAGUCUCUGCAGCAACUAUUACAUGUUAUGUGUUUGGAUUGAACACCAAACAGAAGAUUAUGAAUGUUUGUUUAUAUUAUUCAUAUGAGCUCCCAUAGAUCAUUUGCCAUUAACUUCCAAGUGGGUUGACCUAAGCUUUGCUUUAAAUUAAGGCAUAACAGUGAAGUGGAAGGCAAACUCUUCUGUGGCUCCAGUAGGACAAGAGUAUGCUAUUGUGUCUUCUCUAGUAGUUUUUCGUACAUGCAAUGGUGUCUUCUCCAAUGUUUAUCUGUUUUUCGGAACUCUGACCUAGGAGUUUAGCAUCAACUAGAAAAAGGACAAACAAGGAGACUGUGCUACUACUUUGGAGGGCUGUGAAGAGGGACAGAGCAUCUUUUUAGUAUAUGUUUUGCCUUCUAAGUUUUGUUUGUUUCUGAUGAAGCUUUCCUUUGCUAAAUGUGGAUGGUUCUGUAACUUGCAGCAAAAAAGGGCAAAAUGUGCUGUGGCACCUUAAGAGACUAGCACAUUUGUGGCAUGAACUGCUGCUGACUUGCAGGACACUUGCAAUCAUGAACCUCGACAAGCCAUUUUUAUUUUUUACUAUUACUAACCUUUAUUAUCCAUUUGAACCAGAUCAAAUAUUGAAGUUGUUGAGCAAUGUCUUGAAAGUGCUUAGCCUUCUCAUGUGGGAAAAUGCAUGUUUUGCCAUCUUACCACUGCUGUGAUUAACCUAAAGUGAGGCUGUACUGAAAUGAUUGUUUUCCUAAGGUCACACAUAUUGUGGAUGUUGGUGUAUUGGAUAGGCAGCUAACAGAGGAGAUGUCAGCUCAUCACCAGAGCAUAAUACUGGAGAACCAUUGGUUUGGAUCUAAAGAUCCACCUAUGGAAGGGGUAGGCAGAAACUGACUAUCCCAUCCUCUUCCCCACUAGGUCAGAGCACCCCUGAAUAUUCUCCUCUGAGGAUAAUGGCACUUAGCUGAGUGGGGUGGUUCUGGCAAAGGGGUCUGAGAUGGAAGAGGGAGCUCACAGAAGCUCAGACAGAGGCAUCUACUCAUAUUUUAAGGGGUGCUCCAAGGGCUACUGGGGAGAAGAGGGGACAAGAAAGUCAUAGAUCAUAGAAUUGUUGAGUUGAAAGGGACCACAAGGAUCAUCUAGUUCAGCUCCCUGCAAUGCAGGAAUAUUUCACCCAGUGUGGGGCUCAAGACCACAGUCCUGAGAUUAAGAGUCUGAAGCUAUCUUUCAGUCCCCUUCUGCCUGGUCACUUUCACAGGUAGAUCUGUGUAUCAAACUCGGUAUCAAGUUCCUGUGAUCAGAGACCAUACUUUGAGGCAUCUCCCUUUGUUUUGUUUUUUAAAGAGGCCCAGAAAUACAGCUAGUAAAAGAUGUAUAUCUUCUUCAGUUCAGCAUCUUGUGAUUCUGAGCCCACACACCCCGGUCUCUUUUAAAAAAAACAGGUUUAUUGCCUUUCUGAGUAUGAAGAUAGGCAUAAAGUUUGUCAGCAAUGCUUAGUGAAACGCUAGGUGGUGAGGAAGUGGAGCUGAAUAGGAUUUUCAAGGGUUAAAUCUUGAGUGCCCAUUAGUGACUUCCCUUCCCCAUCACUAGCAAAAGCAAAAUACAUUGUCCAACAUGUCUGCUAAUUUGCAGUGUUUAUAUAGAUGGCAGAAUCCAGCUUUUUCUUGUGUGGAAUUCAGGUUACCUUGGUGCAGGAUGGCUUUAGCUCCCCUGACUUUAUUGCACUAAAAUGGAAAAGGCAUAAACUUUAGAAUAUACAUGCAGCACCCUGUAUUUGUCAUAGUAAUUAAGAAAGAAGUACAGGGAGGAGGCAGUUAUUGAUAUAUGCAUUUAUAAGCAUUCACGUGGUAUAGCAGGGGUUUUGCAGACUUCAGGCUUGUUGAAUCUAAUUUUUACUGGAACCUCAAAAUCUAUCAGCCAGAGCCAUAUAGUUAAAAUUAAAGGAAGAGUGCCUUUGAGCAUUCUGAGCUUACAAAUGUGUUUUCCGUACCAGCACAGGACUGAGCUCACAGUCUUUUCACACAAAAGUCUACUUCUGGUUAACAUUUCACAAGCUUAAUAUGUUUGGGAAAUGUUAUUUUGUUGUUAUUAUUAAACGACUGGUAAUCACAAACUCUUGCUAAUCUGCUAUCUACAUAUCUACCAAUAGAUCCUGAUCUACCUUCUGCCUACCCCUGCUGUCUAGCAGGAGUUCAUGCUCACCCUGUGUUCUGAUCUGAAUUGAUAUAGAAAUCACCAAAUCUUUGCACUAAGAUUUCAGGAAGCUAACAAGGGGAUGGGCCAAUUUUCUUGAGGGGGAAACUAUUUUAAUCCCACGAGUAAUACAGGACUGUGUGUUGAUUCCACUUUAAACUUUAAAAGGUCAGCUCAUGUUAAGCUCAGUUGUCUAGUCACUGACAUUGUUCCAUUUGCUGUUGAUACCAACUGGCUCUCUGGAGAGAGCCAAAAAUCAAUUUAUCAUAGCAUACGCAUAACAGGGGGACAAAAAAAAAAGUAUUCCAUUUGAUACAAACAUACUAUCAUCUAUCUAUCUAUCUAUCUAUCUAUCUAUCUAUCUAUCUAUCUAUCUAUCUAUCUAUCUAUAUUCCCCUCCAGCAUUUCUCCUUGUAUUUUAUGCAUCAUGUAUCUACACUAGUUUUGUUUGAUUGAAGUAAUGUUUCUUUUGCACCAGCUUUCAGUGAAAAUGUUCUACCAGCUCCAUGUCUUCCUGCACCCAAGCUAAUGUUUGGUGAGCUGCUUAGGAGAUUUAACUUUAUUUUGAUUGGCUUGUGAAUUGCUCAAUUUCCUCUUCUCCCUCUGUUGCUCUGUCCCCCAACCUCCCGUUCGUUACAUCCCAGCAUCUGCGGCAAGCUCUGUCCGAGUGUGGGUUCCUCUGUGCAUGCAGUGUGACGACCUGUGUUGAAUGUGCUUUAUCUCCAUGAGCUUCCAGUCCCCUAGAAGGAUGGCCAUGAUCGUUGUCUGUACUGACGAUAGUUGCAAAUUGCUUGCUUGCUGUACCCCACUUCCCCAUGGUGUCUGUACACACAAAUGUAGCUGUGCUAAGUAAUACUUCAUGGCCUUCCAAAUAAGCAUUGGCAGGGGAAUAGAUGAAAGUAUAGGUUUACACUUCUGAAAUGUUUACUGCACUCAUUCUGUAUUUGUAUUUUGGCUUUUGGGGGCAUGCUUUGGCCUAUUGCAGUGAGCUGUAUGUGUAUAAUAAAUGAGUGUCUCACGUACUGCAGGGCUAAGGUGAGCCAAGGUGAGGUAGCUUUGUUUCAGGGGGAAUUUCAUGAAACAAAAAUGUAAUGUAAGACAAAUCAUAUACUGUAUGUUAUGGAAACACAGAACAUGGACAUUUUCAUAACUGUGCAGCUCUGUCAACUCAUUCCUACUAGCAUGUGCAGCUUUGACGUCACCUAUAAUAAGUUUCUCUUUCCUAUCUCAUCGGCUGUUAGAAGUGGACGUGUAAUUGACCUUGGUUGGUUUCUGUCUUGCUACUUUGGGAAACAAGUGAGCUGCUCAAGCCUCAUUCUUACAAUGUUGCUCUUCUCAGCUUUCAGAGAAAAGGAGCAAAGAAAUAGGAUCAGCAAAGCAGUGAUGAAAUGUAUUGGUAGCAUAGACUGCAUAAUGAAGGAUGAAUUUUGUGAAAGCUGCAAGUCCUGCACUCUAUACCUGUGACACUGUAUCUUUUCGGGUGGGGAUGGGGUGGGGAAGGAUGGGAGGACAUCCUGAGGUUGGGGAGGUGGAAGUUUGAAGCAUUUGAUUAUGUACGAUAUUUUAUAUAAACAUAAUAAGCUUAGUUCCCCUUCAUAAUCUUCAGUGAUGGUACUUAAGCAACAUUAAGCAACGAUAACUGUUUUAAGAUAAACGAAACAUAUUGUACAUAAAGUCCAUGUGUAAUCUAUAUGUUUUGCCACACAAGAACGAUGUGUAUUGCUUUAUGGGGGGGAAGUCCUUAAUGCACUGUUAUCUCCUAAAUAUUUAGUAGUAAAUUAAUACUAUUUAAUUUUUUAAAGAAAAUCUGUCUUGUGUAGACACUAAAAAGUAUUACACAAUGUGGACUGAAGGUGUCCUUUUUAACAGCAGUUUAAAUAAUGUUUUAUAUCUGUCAUGUAGUAUGCUUUUAAAAUGGUUUUUAGUUGUAUUUCCUCACUGUGGAAGGGUGUCUGCCAUAAGUUUUCUUUUAUAUAUAAUUUCACAUAUUCAUCUUCUAUUCUUGUGUCUUUAUUAUAUAGUUCUGUGUCCUCUCUUACGCCACUUCAGCUCAACAGUGAUGCCCCACAUAUGGCAGUGUACUUUAUAGUGGCUGCUGAGUUCUGCAAAAUUAAAAUGAAACCCUUCCAAAUCCAGAUUUGUACUCUCACUUCUUGGGAUUUCAUGGGGUGCUCAAGCUAGGAUAAUUACGUUCAAGUCAGCAAUGUAGGGGAGUCCUAGAAGGUACACCUCCAGCCCCAUUGAACACACACACACCCUUUCCUGCUUCUCUCCUUUAUUUCUGGAGGUCAGUCAUUCUUCCUUGCUGUCACCAAGCAUUGAUCUCAACUGGUUAUGUUGCUGAAGUGAAAGUGUAAUAAUCUGGCAGCUAUCUAGCAACUGCCAAAUAUGCUUAACCUUGAACUAGCUUUAAGUGGCGCAAAUAUAAGAUAGGAUGUCACUGUGGGAGUCCAGUUCUUGCUGCCACCCAGCUCACCUCUCCUCCUGCCCCGCAGUGGGAGAGUCUCAGUACCAAGCUAGAAAUGUCCACCGACUCUGCUGGGCAGUUACAAGAAGCUGAACUGUCAGGCUUUGCCCUCAAAAAGCAUUUACUGUUUUCAUAAUGUCCCAGAAGACUGUUAAAACUAUGCUUUUUGUUCAUUACAUCAUUUUUAUUUUUUGUUGUAAUUAAAUUGAAUUGCUUCAGUGUGAAUUUUUUAAACAAAAAUAAUAUACAUUUGUAAUAAUAAUAAAAAGUUGAAGUCAA